CGCAAGAAGUUAUUACAUUUGUUAUAAAUUAAUCUACUACUUGAGAUAAUAAUAUGGCAAAACCUGCAAACAAGGCUGGGAAGAAGUCGAGCGAGGAGGUGUUCGCCGGGUUCCAAACCCUGCGCACCGAGCAGCGGCAGCUCGCCAACAAAAUCUCCGAGCUGGAAAUGGACUUAAACGAGCACAAGAUUGUGGUGGAGACGCUGAAAGGCGUGGAGGCCGACCGGCGUUGCUUCCGCAUGGUGGGCGGCGUGCUGCUGGAGCGCACGGCGGGCGCCGCGCUCGCCGAGCUCGAGGCCAACCUACAGCGCCUGCCGCAGGCCCUUGCUGCGCUCAACGAGCAACUUGCUAACAAGGGCCAGGAAAUAAAUGCUUAUAUCGAGACCCACGACAUCCGCCUGCAGCGCGGCGCCACCACAGCACCCGCGCCCGCGCCCGAGGCACCCUCCUCGCAGCAGAACAAUGUUCUGGUCGCCAGCGGCUGAGCACAGCUACGCCCGUCACAGUGCUUACAACUUCACUUUGCUGUAAUAAAAGUUACUGAAACUGUAUACACUGUGUGAAUACCUGAUGCGGUAAAUCUGCUCAUUGCCAGUUUCAGGCACUAAUCUACAAAUUAACGAGUUUCAGAUAUUUUACUAUUAAAUGUGUAAAUUAUAUCCUUGUG
Messenger RNA from Cydia amplana, 667 nucleotides. It is a transcript of the gene Pfdn2, whose product is annotated as prefoldin subunit 2. Gene Ontology annotation, molecular function: protein folding chaperone. Lineage: Eukaryota; Metazoa; Arthropoda; Insecta; Lepidoptera; Tortricidae. The transcript is spliced from 3 exons. Gene Ontology annotation, biological process: protein folding. The record is from RefSeq and is a predicted model, not a curated record. Bases 54 to 485 code for a protein of 143 amino acids. Gene Ontology annotation, cellular component: cytoplasm; prefoldin complex.